Messenger RNA from Linum trigynum, 2735 nucleotides. The record is from the annotation of a GenBank genome assembly. Lineage: Eukaryota; Viridiplantae; Streptophyta; Magnoliopsida; Malpighiales; Linaceae.
UCCAAUGAUCUGGUCGCGAAGACAUGCGAUCUGAUCGGACGGCGGACAAAUGAGGUAGACGUACACGUGAGAUGAAGAAGAGAAGUAAGAGGAGGAAAGGAAGCCAAAAAAGAAGUUAAUAAAAGGAGGAGGGGGUGGAUCACUCGAGAUUCGAGAAGUGACUUACUUCCCGAUUCCCCAGGCCUUCCUGCCCAUUGCUCUCUCUCCCGGCCGAGAAAUCGAGCUCGCGGCACACACUGCGCCACCGCUCCUUCCCUCCAUUGUCCGGCCAUUCAUUUCUUCAUUCAUUCUACCCAACAGUUCUAUUCUAUCACACCCACACCACAAUCCAUUUCUACCCGACAAAAUUGCUCUCUGUCUCUCUCGUAAUCUGCUUUUCUUGCUUUCCCCAAGCUACUUAAAUAGCGCAUCUAUCCAGCAAGAGGAGCAUCGUCGACGACUCCUUCUCACUGCUCCCACGCACGCACCCCAAGUGUUUGUUUUUAUUUCUCUUCCGUUAGACCCCCGAGUGUCAAACGAAACUUUGUAUUUUUUUAAAUUCCCACACUGUCAGAUCGAAAGUUGGCGAAUUUGGGAUUGGGUUUUCUUUGUUUGAGAUUUUUGGUUGGUGGGUGGGUGGGGGAUUGAGCGAGUAUAUGGAUCCGCCUGGCUUGAUGAGUGACGAGCCCUUCAACUUGGCGGAGAUCUGGCAGUUUCCCCUGAAUGGGAAUGGGAGAGGCCAGUUUGGGCAGAGUUUGGCUCACUUUGCAGACUCUACCAGGGAUAAUGAAUCCCUCAAUUUGGAGCACAGAGGAGGUUUGCAGAAGAAGCGCCGGGAUUUGGAGGAGGCCGUCUCUACCAGCAAUGGCAGCGGGAAUGGACUGAAUGACAGUGAUGGGAAAAGGAUUAAAACAACGGGAGGGAGUAGAGAUGAUAGCUGUGAUCCCAAAGCUGAAGAAGCAGAGCUCAGUUCAGGGAAGCCACUAGUGGAACAGAAGGCUCAACAACCCUCAGAGCCACCUAAACAAGAUUACAUUCACGUACGGGCUCGGCGUGGUCAAGCCACUGACAGCCACAGCCUUGCUGAAAGAGCCAGGAGAGAAAAAAUAAGUGAAAGGAUGAAAAUCCUUCAGGACCUCGUCCCUGGCUGCAACAAGGUCAUAGGGAAAGCUCUCGUCUUGGAUGAGAUUAUUAAUUACAUCCAGUCGUUACAGCGUCAAGUUGAGUUCCUGUCAAUGAAGCUAGAGGCAGUUAACUCCCGGAUGACUCCUGGCAUGGAUGUCUAUCCUUCAAAAGAGUAUGACCAGCAAACAUAUGAUGCAUCUGGGAUUGGUUAUGGUUCACAAACCGCAAGGGAAUUCAGCAGAGGAGCGUCGCCUGAAUGGUUGCACAUGCAGAUUGGUGGAGGUUUCGAAAGAUCGUGAUCUUGAAAAAAUUGUGGAGGGGGGCAGUUGAUUGAUGGGCAAUUAGAGAAAGCAAUACGAUACGUAUAUCCUCCAAAGGGCUAGUAAAAUAUACGCAUAUGAUAUUGUUACAAAGAGAGAGUGCAUUAUGUUGUCACAACAACUACUUCUACUUCAUGGAGCUGUGGAAUCCCGAACAGAGAUCUCUCCAGUUGUUUCAGCAUUGAAGAAGAGAGUAUUCUUUCACUUCAUACACAUAGAAUCUUUGUAAGCUGGACUUCACUUUUCUCCUGCCGUUGUAAUACCAGCUAAAAUGAGUUCCUCCUAGUCCUGCAGCUGUCCAAAUUACUGUUCUAAAAUAGAAGUUUAUAUUGCAGACUUCCUCUCCGUGUACGCAUGCUCUGUACAAACCCUUUUUGUUUCAUACAUACCAUUGACAUGGUGAAGCCAAGCUUAGAUCUUUAUAAUGAAGUAUGAUGGUUCGAUGUUAAACUUAAGCCUUCCGUCUUGGUACAAGUAUCACAUAUCUCAGCUGUUGAUGUAAGCAUUCACGUUUGUAGUGAAACCAGCAGCAGGAUAACUUAAAUGAUGGUGGGAGCUGGGAAGAUUUGAGCAUAAGUGAUUAAUGACCCUUCCUUCCUUCCUUCCCUAGCUUAAUUUCUUCAUGGUUGACCUCAUCGAAACUGCUCAAAAGAGUAUCAGCAAUAUUUCGAGUCUGAGCUCAGUUCAUCAUCAACAAGCGAAUGCGGAGCAACUUGCCAAUGCUUGUGUAAAGCUAAUUACAUUGCUGGCCGUGUAGUACCAUAGAAUCUUCUUCCAUUAUCAUUCCCACUUCCUUGGAGGUAGGAAACCACUGUCCAGACAACCCGUACGGACAGGAUUCCAACAAAGAUGGUGCUUCCUAGGGUGCAAAACACAUGUAACCAGAUCACCCAAGAUAUUCAGGAACCCCAGAAUGCAGCUGAGUCAUACAAUAAUCAGAAGCAGAAGAAUAAUAGUCAUAUACCUUCUUUUUUUAACAUUAAUAAUCAUAUACCUGAAGAAGUGAUUUAAAGAUGAAGAGUACAUGCAGACAGAGCCAGUACCCCAUCAACCGCAAAAGAAACCUGGCUUCAUCCAGAGAUCACAAGAAUUCCAUAUCAAUACUUAUGAGAAGCACUCAACGCAACUCCACAUUUCCCCUUCCAUGGGCACUCAUAAACCUAGCCCAUUGUACUUUAAGUUACUGACUCAUGGAACAAGAGAGAACAAAAAUGAAAGAGUGUUUACUUUCCGAGAAUUGUACAUUCAAAAUGUCAAUAAAACAAUAAUAUUGGUAUUUAAAAAAUUAUUAAAUAAAGUUUUAGAUAAAAU